CAUUGUGUUUGUUGGGUUCUGUUUUCGUUUAUUAUAAUAGCAAUCUCCUUUCCGCCCGUUGUCACCCAAGAGCUAUUUAUCUUUAAAAGGUUUCCUGAAACAGAAUAAGUUAAUUCGACGUCCGUUAAUUCUCUGAUAGACUGACGAUGGAGACGGAUUUAAUUUGUGUCAAUUAUUUUUCAUACAAGAAUUUAUAUUUCGGCUGUAAACGUUGUAGUUUCCUAUAGUUCUCGGAAUCAGUUAAAAAGAGAGCUCACAAACUCUUGGGAUUAAUAGCCAAAAAACAUAAACGUUGACCAAGUAGACCCUCAAACAUCUCUUAGAUUAUUGAGAAGGACCUGUGCGACGUUGCUGUGUUCGUGGAGAUGACGCAAUUCAUCUGCAAUCUGUUGUCAUAAAAGGAAGGACCCGGAUUCAAAUCAGCGUCCUUGAUUUAUGUUGGAAUUUAUAUAAUUCGGUUUCCUAUACGAAUUCGGUGUGAUAGGGUCCUUGAUUCUUGGAACGAUAUUGUUACGUAAUGAAAAGCAGGGGGAAAUCCCUGCCUGUCCAGGAUUCCCUGUAGCUUAUAUGAUUAACAAAGAUGGUUAUGGAACGGACAUAAAUAGCUUUGGAUUGAAUCAUAUAGGCCUAACUUCAGUCAAUUUUCAACGAGAAUCCGCUAACAUUUGGUAUCAUUUCAAACUGAAUUGUAAAAAUAAUAAUUGUAUAAACUUGAUGGAAACAGGAUUCACAACUAAUUAUUUUGAUACAGACCGUACUAUCUCCAGAUAAGUACACCCAAAGAUAACAACGCAGUUAUUUUGCAUAUAAUUACGAUCAAGCAUUGGAUAACAACUUCAACAUGUUCAAUGUUUGUCUCAACUCUGGAAUCUUCAAUCAAAUAAAAACACUCGGACAGUAUGGAAACUGAUAAAGAUAUUUAAAUGCGUUUCGUUUGUCAAUAUACUGCCGGAACUCGGAUUACAGAAAAGGGUUUUAAAGAAGACGGUUUUAUUUGCUUUAUCAAUGCAGAAUUGCUAAUGUCAUACGGAGACAUUUUGAGGAAUCUGAACUCUAAUUAAAAUGCAAAGAAACGACAAAGCACGAGGUCGUCCACGCGCACAGACGUAUCCCUCAAUGCCCCCGACAUCGUAUUUGAAUCAUCCAGUCAAGGGUAGAGGAGGCAGCGAAGACGACGUCGAGAAGUCGGCAACCACGAGAGCGAUCGGGUAUUGCGACGAUAGCAAUGUCAAGUUCGUCAACCAGGAGGAGGAGCAUAAUCUAGUAGGAGUGAUGGACCGGUUGAGGGCGGCGAAGUCGAGAGCGAAGGUUGGUAGAAAUCAAGAGACGAUGAGGAUUCGUAGGGAUUGUUGGAUCCUGGAGUCGCAGAGGAAGGCGAUGGUGAAUUCGACGGUGGCGUUUAGUGACUUGUUAAGGUCGACCAGAAUGAAGAAUGCCCGAAUGGCAGCCCAAGCGGGCGAUGCAGAGAAAACUUCUGAUGUCGAGUCUCCAGCGAGAACACCACCAAUGUCUCCUCGAAUUCACACAAAGCUACUCCGAUGGAGAGGAAUCACUCUUGAGGCUCAAGAAGCAUCAGAUGAAUCAUCAGAUGGCUCAAAGGCAUCGUCAACGGACACCGCUAACCCACGACUUCCUGAAAUAAGCAAUGCCUCACUUAAUCAACAGCACCAACAAAGAUUUGGCAUAUCGUCGGGAGUUGCUAAACAUGCUAAAGAGUCAGAUGUAGGUGAGCACGACCGAGGCCAUAGAAGUGAUGUUGAUGUCCUCAAUAAAAACAUUACAUCAGGAAACAAACAGGAAAGACGCCAAAGCUUCCACAGCACCUUGCAUCCUCAAGAUGAACAGAGUUGGCAAUCAGUGGACAGUCGGGCAACAGAAAGUCGGCUUCAUCAGGCAAAGAUGAUUAGGGAACGAGCGCUUUUGCGAAGGCGCCCUAAAACCGCUGCUCCGAAGUUGGCUUCCCCAGUCGACAACAGUGAAAAAGACAUCCAUGAAAAAUCCCCGACUCCACCAAACACUCCUGUAGCAGUAGGGACACCACCAUCGUCGCGCAGGCGAGCCCGAAGCAUGUCGUACAUGACGCCAGGACAAAGCAGUGUCUCGGCAUGUGGAAAAGUCCGAUCAGUUAAUGAGAAGACGAUCUCACUGCACGGAAGGACGACGAGGGAACUACGGAAAAUGACGCACAUCGACAACAUCGCUGCGGCAGAGUCGGAAGAGAGAAGGAAACAGAUCGAAGAGAGGAAGAAAGAAAUCAAAGAAAAGGAAAGGCUGGUGCUACAAGAAAAGAUUGAUGAUUUCCUGAAAAGAUUAAAUGACAUGACAAAAGAAGAGCUAAGCGAGAAACGCCCAUUUUAUUCUGGACUUACAGAAUCCAUAUAAAAAUUGAAAAACUUGCUUUUACAUCUCUAAAAAGCAGAGCUCAUUAUCUACCGAGAUGUAAAAAUAUGAACUCCACAUCAUAAAAACAAUUCAUUAACUAAACAUUAAUGUACGUUGAUAUCAUAUGGAUUAUAUGUGCUACA
Molecule: messenger RNA, 2525 nt
Organism: Lytechinus variegatus (green sea urchin)
Lineage: Eukaryota; Metazoa; Echinodermata; Echinoidea; Temnopleuroida; Toxopneustidae
Exons: 3
Coding region: 1063-2382 (439 amino acids)
Source: RefSeq, a predicted model, not a curated record